Molecule: messenger RNA, 1923 nt
Organism: Talaromyces proteolyticus
Lineage: Eukaryota; Fungi; Ascomycota; Eurotiomycetes; Eurotiales; Trichocomaceae
Exons: 2
Coding region: 1-1923 (640 amino acids)
Source: RefSeq, a predicted model, not a curated record
AUGGAUCACCCCGUCGCAUUCAAACCGAGCCCGAAGAGAACCAGCAGCACCAACAACAGCAACAGGAGCAGAAAUCAUAACGGCACCAAAAAAACAUCUACGCAGUCACCUGGUUCUUCGCCCGUCCCUACACCCGCUUCUAGUCCUGGGGGUUUUAAUUUCAUCACCGUUGAUCCUUCCUCCCAGACGGAGAGCUCUUCGAGUCGCACGCUCAUCCGUGCUAACGCCGGUCGCUACAUUUGGAAACGCCGCAAGGCUGGCCCAUCUAGGGAGAAGGGUGGUAGAACUCAGCCAUAUGAGAUACCUGGUCCACAAAAAAACGAUCCUGCGAUAAAAUCCGAGGCGAAUUCACGGAUAGAGGAAGCAGAUGACGAUGUAGAGGAGCCAUCACAAGUGAAGAAGGAAGAAGAGCGCGUAGGACGAAAAGCUCUUGGUGUGCGAAUGAAUGAGAAUGCCCCUGUGGUUUUAAACACCCGCCGAAGAACAGGCCGCCGCCAAGAUUUGAUGUCAGGACUAAACAAUGGUUUGAGAAGUCCGAUAUUUACCAGCUUCGGAACCGAAGUCCCCGAGGAGAUCGUUAGACGGACCUUUAAAUAUUCGGCCUCUGUGGUUAUGGCAAAAAUGUUGCCAUCUGCCGCGAAUACCCACGACCCGAAUGUAUCUGAUGUCUGGUUGGCCUCGGCUAUGCGCAGUCCGGCUUUGCUAUCAGCAUUUAUAUACGGUACACUCAGCCAUGAGUUUGUGUUGGAUCGGAUGCAAAGUGGAGCGCCGUCAAAAGAACGUCGCCAAAAGAUGAUCCAAAUCAUGGUAGCGGAGAACGAGUCAAUCACCCGCAUUAACCAUGCAUUGCAAGAUUCAACGGCCCAGAAGACAGAUGAGCUUCUUAUGGCCGUCUUUCUCAUGGGCUACAGCCGAUACGAUGAAGCUGCCUUCGCUCCGGACCGAAAUCCGCACCGAUCGCCUUUAAGUGAUAUGCAGUGGGCCAAUAUAUACUCCUAUCUCGACUACGACGAAGUUCAUGUGAUGGGACUAAUCCGAUUACUUGAGAUACGAGGUGGAAUUGAUGCAAUUGAACUCCAUGGUCUACCCGAAAUGAUGUCUUUAGCUACAGUCAUGUUUUCAUCCAAAUUUCUCCGAAAACCACUCUUUCCAUUUAUCCCAAUCAUCAAAACGAAUGGUCCACGUAGCCAGCCCGACUGGCCACCGCCCAUUCAAUACCUACUGCGAAUGUAUACUGGGGGCGAAUUUCCCAAGCUAGCUGCCCUCGGAGCCCCUGAUGAAUUAGUCGACCUUUUUGCAGAUAUCUAUAGUUACAACGCGGUUGUCGAGUUGUACAUGCAGGGCAUUUUUGCCGGUUCUUUUGCCGGAUCAGACGCGCCAGUAAUGGCUGAUCGCCGGAAUUGGAUCCAACAUAGGGCCUUAUCUUUGGAUUCUGCUGAUGACCUUGAAAUUGCGGACACUAGUCCAGCGUACGAGGCCCUCCGGCUAGCCACCGUCAUCUACUGUCUCCUGACUAUCUUUCCUCUCGUACCAAUCAUGGCGCCUUAUGCCCAGCUGACGAAUAAAUUACGACAAGCGUUGUGUAACCAGUCGCGAGGCUGGAAGAAUUCGCCCGAAUAUCUUCUUUGGGUGUUGGUGGUUGGCGGCAUUGCUUCCACUCAGCCCGAAACAACGACAUGGUUUGCCGCCACUUUGAGCCAAGUCGCUGCUGUCACGAAGCUUUCUUCCUGGGACGAUGUCAAAAAUGUCAUCAAAUCGGUAUUAUGGUUAGGUGCCAUGUGUGAUGAUCGUGGGGAGGAGCUGUGGAAUAAGGCUGCCACUCUACGUCCCCAGGUCGAGCAUCACCGCCACCAACAACAGCAGCAGCAACGAUCACAUCAACAAAGCAAAACCUCCAGACGAAUGGAAGAAUCGGCAUGUUGA